AUGGAAGUUGCUGGACUUGUCAUCGGCGCUACUUCUAUCCUCGCGCUAUGGGAGACGUGCGUGCAAGUUUUCGACAUCGUCGUGUCGGGGCAGAACUACGGCAUGGACAGCGAAAUCGCGCGCGUCAAACUCGAAGUCGAGCGCGUCCGCCUCCUUAUGUGGGGUCAGGCCGUCGGCCUUUCCAGUGUGCGGUUGCCGGAGGAGGGCGCCACGUCUCCAGGUCCGUGUCACCCACGAUUGGGCAGGCCGGAAGUGAGCGAUGCGGUCGUGCGAAUUUUGGGUUGCAUCCACCAUCUGUUCAAGGACACGGACGCGCUGCAGUGUCGUUAUGGAUUACAGAGAACCUCGGGUCGUUCCUCGGUCUCGGCUGUGCUCGACAUCUCGCCCGAAAACAAUGCGUCGUCAGCGACUAUCCUGGAAUCGGUCUUCAAGAAAGCAUACGCAAGCCUGCAGAGGUCGUCUCGGCGUAACAACAGGAUCACGACAUUCAGAAAGCGCGCGUAUUGGGCUAUUCUUGAUAAGACGAAGUUCAGCCUGCUCGUGCAGGAGAUCCGUGCGUUCAACGACAGUUUGAGCGCGCUCUUCCCGGACGCGUCAAUCGAGACACAGGACAGCUUGCGCCGGGAUAUAGAAGCAAGCGACGAGAUCGCAUCCUUGCGUCUGCUGCAACAAGCCUCCGCCAACGAUUAUGUGGAGCUCUCGGACACAGCGAGCGAGCGCGUGAGCUUGCUGGAGGAGCGCGCAUCUCUGGCCGAAUCAGAGAUCCCCCCGGUCCGAGUCGUCUUCGAUCCUGAGACGUUCACCAUCAGGACUAUCAGGCCCGCACCACCCGAGCGCAUAGCGCCCAUUCUCGAGGCAUCGCCGACGGAGCGAAGCGACGAAGAGGUGUACGGCGCGGAAGAUAAUACGAGAUGGCACGUGCUCUUCCGUGACGAGAGAGAUCGUGGCGUUCAAGCGCUGGAGAGGCAUGUCCUAGAAGCGCAUAAGGUAGUGGACUGGUUUAUCAGCUUCCUCCUUGUCAAGAUCAACACCCUGUCUCUCGUCGAACACAAGAUGCAAUCGCUCGCCAAACAGUUCGUUGAGCCGGACAUCAGUAUCCUUCUAGACGGCAUUAACAACGAAGCGGCGGCACAAGCUCCCCUUCUCGAGUCCUUCAGCGCCUGCCUCGCGGCUGCCAACGAACUGAAGGAGCGCUACGUUGGCUUUCAAAGCAAGUUCGCACACCUGCAAGCCGAGACGCGCGCGAAGCAGAAGGCGGACUUCAGGCUGGCCAAAGCAAGGGAAGCGUAUGAGUCCGCUAGAUAUCAGAUUGCGACACUUUCCCGGAAGAUGAAGCAUCGGGACGUGCGAGGGCGACUGCGGACCAUCCAGAGCGAGCUGUCGCAAGCCCACCAGCAGCUGAAUACAGCCGAGACCACGCUAAGCGAGCGAACUGCAACGUACGAUGCGGCUGCGCGUCGCUGGGAGGGAGUUUGGCGCGAGACCUGCGACAGGGGGCAGAAGCUAGAGCAGGAUCGGCUGAAUCUCGCGAAGGAUCUGGGUUCGAGAUGCGACCUUCAGGCAUUAGAGAGCUACCACUCCCUAUCCGUUUUCAUCUUCUCCAUACAUACUGUCCAUGACACCCUCGCGUUGGGGAAAGCCUUCCGAGCGAGGGUGGACGUGGAUGAGGAGGCUGGUAAUCAUCCACCGGCGGCACCAUCCGCGUUGUACGAUGGCCCAAAACACGACUACGAGUAUCAGGGUACAACCUGGUAUCGCGAGCCUAAUGUCCUUGCGUGGGCAAAGUACUACGACAUGGAUGGGACCGACCCCGCAGGUGCCGUAUACUUCCAUCACGUCCCCGGGGUCAGCGAUGGGGAUGAACACUCCGAAGCAUCCUCGAUGCACGAUAGGAGGACGCCAAGUCCAUCGCGUGAACCACCGCCUCAGGCCUUAAGGAGCGCACCGCACUUGCCGCCCGCGUAUCAUGCACAGACCAACGAGAGGUCGUCCUUCGCCAGCGACAACACGUCUGUCGGAGACGAGCCGGAGUCACCGCUACCUGCAGGCCUUUACCAUGCGCUGUUCGACUUCCAGGCGGAGAACUCCCUCGAGCAGUCUCUUGCCGCCGGGGAUGUCGUUAACGUCGUCGAAGGCUCAGGUGGCUACGGCUGGGCUGUCAUAACGCGCGCAGACAUGUCUGACCCCGCGAGCGAGUACGCGCUCGUUCCUCGGGCGUUCCUGCUACCUGUACAGGUUCCAUCGCUCAGCGACUGCUCUCGUGUGUCCCAGGCCACUGCAGAGGAUGAAUCUGGCGAGGAUGUAUCUGUACCCAACAAGCUGGAACGCGAGCGUUUGAACACCUUGCCGACCACACGGUCCGUAGAAGCCUCGGGAGUAUGGACCUCCGAAGGAUGGGAUGCUCCUCCGUCCUACGAUUUAGCAACCGACAUCCAUGCUAUGUAG
Messenger RNA from Schizophyllum commune H4-8, 2445 nucleotides. RefSeq lists its product as uncharacterized. The coding region runs from base 1 to 2445 and encodes 814 amino acids. NCBI's taxonomy places the organism in Eukaryota, Fungi, Basidiomycota, Agaricomycetes, Agaricales, Schizophyllaceae. The transcript is spliced from 6 exons. The record is from RefSeq and is a predicted model, not a curated record. Gene Ontology annotation, molecular function: protein binding.